Rubroshorea leprosula is the source of this 1100-nucleotide messenger RNA. NCBI's taxonomy places the organism in Eukaryota, Viridiplantae, Streptophyta, Magnoliopsida, Malvales, Dipterocarpaceae. The record is from the annotation of a GenBank genome assembly.
AUCAAUGAAAAAAAAAAAAAAAAAAAAAAACUCAACUGAGCAACUGGGUUCCAAGGAAGGAUGUCGUGUGCAAAUUAGCCAUAGAGAAUAAGUCCUGAAACGAAAGGAAAGAGUUGUGAUAUUAAAAAUGAGAGCUUCCAGUGACAAUGUGGAUACAAAGAAAUUGCCUAAUGAGGGAGACCAUGCUGGAGAAGCAAAGGUGAGGAAGGAUGGUUUCCGGGCCGGGGGGGGAGAAUGUGAUCCAUCUACUAUGUGCACGGAUGAGGAUAGGAAGUUUGUUGCACGUUUGCAAGUUCCAGGAAAUGGACUUGGGGAUAAAAAGAAAAGAAAAGGGAAGGGUGGGGGCAAAGAAAUCAUCUGUUUGCCAUUUGCUGGAGUAUUGGUGAAAGUUUCUGUUAGAGAUGGGGGAACCGGAAACGUGAUUGUCCUAAAGGAGGGGAGUAGUAAUUGCAGCCUCGAUUUUAAGGAUUUGAUUGCCCUCAAUUCUGUAAAUGAUUCUGAUGAAUCUGCCAAGUCAUACAUAAGCUUCAUAUCGCGAAGCCCUGAUACUGUCACAGUAUUCUUAGCUGCACUGCUAAUGCUGGCAUCAGGUUGGAUGUGCUUCAGUGUCCAGAAGAGGCAUCUUUUAAACAGUCACUCAAGAUACCAAAAACUGGAUACGGGGCUGCCUGUUUUAGCCAGGGCCAAGACAGAGGAUGAUGUCAAUGAUGGAUGGGAUAACAGCUGGGAUGAUAGUUGGAAUGACGAGGAGGCACCCCAUACGCCCCCGAUGCCAGUCAUUCCUAGCCUCUCGUCCAAAGGCCUUGCUUCACGACGCCUGAACAAGGAAGGUUGGAAACACUAGUUGCCAGACUUUCAUAUACAAACGAUCAAAUUUGAUGGUGGAAUAUAAUGUUAGUCUUUCAGAUUCGGGGGUUUCAUGGAGAGCCUCUGCUUCUUUGUUUUUUCCCCAUUUUUGGAUAUAAAAUCCUAAGGGAAGCUUUAACUUGAGUUAGGCCUUCAUGAUUAACAGCACUGGAGAUGUUUUCUUGAUUUUGAGCAUGGCAAAGUUUCACGUGCACGUAUCAUACUACUAGUUCUAAUAAAGUGAUAAUGGGCUC